CCUGGACAAAUGCUUCAACAAUUACCACCACCUGACCUACUCAAUAUCGCCAAAAGAUGCCUCGUGUACAACCUGUUAGUAUUUGAGAAUGCCAGGAACGCACUGGAUCGAGAUAUAAAACAUUUCACGGAACGGGCCAUUGUGGAGGUACAAGAUUGUCUAAAUAAGCAGCAGCCAACCAAUCUUCGGGAUUGCUGCAACCUUCUGAAAGCCCUGUGUGCCAAAUGUCAUGUUAUCCAACAACUUUCUGCUGCAUUGAAAAACCUCACAUCUGAUCUACAAUGCAUCGCUAAAGCCCCUUUAAAGGGAAACCUACUUCCCAACCAGGUAGAACUGUCCAGGGAAAGGGCCAUCCAGGUGCCGGAUGUACUGAAGUUCGGCCCCAUGCUCCAGAAUGUCUUGAUGGCAAGUUCUAUCACAAGGGCAGUCCAGCUUCUGGGAGCUACCCUGUCCUUCCACCAGCUCCAGCUCUUCUUUACCUCCCAGGCUGAUAGUCUGCUCCCGAAGGAUGCAUUCACACACUGCACGGUGUCUACCACCCAGCACAGCACAGUCUUUGAGGCACCAGUCUUAACCUGUGAGGUUGCGAGGAAGCAUGACAAAGCACAGAACGUUGUUCGCUUGGAGAAAACGACAGAAGUACAGCAGAUUGGGGUUAAACCAAGUGUAGCGCUUCAGCCAGCACCGACUCCGCAGGUCAAUAUUCUGAAGUCAUCAUCAUCCCCACCACUGCCAAAUAACUAUCAACAUUCAGGUGACUGUAGCUCUAACAGCACACCAGUACCCUCACUGCUCAUUGGCCAGGGGAUGGAGAACAACGUAUUUUUGCUGCACCAGAAGCAGACUUCCUCCCAGCUUGUCCAUUUCCUGCGAUCCAAUGCCAAGAACAAGCAUGUUAUGGAGGUCACCUAUGAAUGGAGUGAAUACUUUCAGUACACCUCUGGUCUCUGCCAAACUGAAGCCGCUGCCACAGCGCCCCUUGUGGAUGGGGUGAUGAAGCACCAGACCAGAGAGGCUGAGAUGGAGGAGCCAGGAGUGGCAGCGUCACAAGUCCUGUUGAGGAAGCAGUCGUUCCCAGAGGUGGACACACACUACCCAGUCUUCACUGUGAAGAGAGUGGAGUCUGGAGGUUCUCUGACCUACACCUGCAUGAUCGCAACCAAAACCGAGCUCUGGGACGUGGGAGACAUCUUCACUGAUGUCAGACACACUACCUCUCAGAGUAGCGCCUUCGAGAAAGAAGGCAAUCUUCAAAUCUCCUGUACUGAAGAUCACGUGGAGAGGACCACCAAUGCUAUCCUGCCACCCAGCCAGCUCCAGACUGAAGAGGCCAACCCGAGGCUGGAGGUCAGCAGAGAUCUUGAGAUCUUCCAGAAGUGCUCUGUCUCAUCUUCCGUCAACCUCUUCAGAGGUCCAGAACUUAAGCACCUCAGCAUUCCAAAGUGUAGCCAAACGAGCAUUCCGAAGUUUCAGGUACGGAAGUAUGAGGAGAUGGCGGUGGUGGUUAGUCACAUGGUCAGUCCUGGGUGCUUCUACAUCCAGCAUUCAGAUGCCUCCCUGCAGCUUCAAGCCCUCCACGCAGACAGUCUGAAGGACAGUCGUUCAUUCGCAGAGCUGCGGAGCAUCCCAGAUAUUGGGAGCUAUGUGAUGAGCUGGUUCCCCUCACAGGAGAUGUGGUGCAGGGCCCAGGUCACCAAGAUCUGUGGCAUGUGUGGAGAGAACAACCCAACAGACUGUGACAGAACAUCCAGCAGCAUCCAGGUGGAGGUGAGGAGGCUGGACUACGGGGACUCUUCCUGUUUGUCCCUCUGGGACAUUAAGGAGCUCCAUCCAGAUAUGACCACACUUCCCCUUCAGGCUGUCCAGGUUGCUCUGGCCAAAGUGUCCCCGGCGGAGGGCUCUGCCUGGUCCCAGGUGGCGGUGGGUUGGUUCAGGGACAUGGUGGAGAACAGGACCCUGUUCGCCAGGCUUUAUAUUCAGGGAGAUGGGGAAGGUGCCAAGGUCCUUGUGGAGCUCUUCAUGGAGAGGGGGAAGAUUGGGGCCAUGAGGAGAGGGGCCUCCUUGUCGCUGAGAUUGGCUCAGAAUGGACACGCCAAGCAUGAUAAGCUGAGGAACGUGGGCAUCAAGAGAAGUAGUGCUCAAGAGCAGACAAGGAAACGAGAAGCAGCCUGGGGGAAGUACCUCAUCUCCUUGAUUUAUAACCUUCCAGACCUGGAAUCCAAAAUGAACUGGGGGUCCUUUUAUGCUGUGAUCAGCGGCGUAAACAGGUAUUCCACUGGCAUCGGCCGCAUUUGGCUCUCCGUGAUCUUUAUCUUUCGCAUCCUGGUCCUGGUGGUGGCGGCUGAAAGCGUUUGGGGCGACGAGAAGUCCGGGUUCACCUGCAACACCCAGCAGCCUGGCUGCAACAGUGUCUGCUACGACCAGUUUUUCCCCAUCUCGCACAUCCGCUUGUGGGCUCUGCAGCUCAUCCUAGUGUCCACCCCGGCCCUGCUGGUGGCCAUGCAUGUGGCCCACCGGCAUCACAUUGACAAGAAGAUCAUGAGGAGAACGGGCAGAGGCAGCCCUAAAGACCUGGAGCACAUCAAGAGCCAGAAGUUCCCGAUCGUCGGAGCUCUCUGGUGGACCUACAUGAUCAGCAUCAUCUUCAGAAUCGGCUUUGAGGUGACCUUCCUCUACAUCUUCUACGUGAUCUACCCCGACUUUAAGAUGGUGCGUCUGGUGAAGUGUGACUCGUUCCCGUGCCCAAAUACGGUGGAUUGCUUCGUCUCCAGGCCCACGGAGAAGACCAUAUUCACCGUUUUCAUGCUGUCUGUGUCUGGGGUGUGCGUGCUCCUAAACCUGGCAGAGGUGGCCUAUCUGAUUGGUCGAGCUUGCAUGCGAUGCUGCCAUGGCUCAGACGAGGAGAGCAAAGUAGCCUGGAUCACCCAGAAGCUGUCAUCCUAUAAACAGAAUGAGAUUAAUCAGCUGAUAGCGGACCAUUCUCUCAAGGCUAAGUUCAAUGUGACCAGAAAGACCCCUGUGGAGAAGGGUGAGAGGUGUUCUGCUUUCUGAAACACUAUCCCUCCAUACCCUUUUCAUUGCUUCCAACUAACGAUCAGUAACCCACUCAGAAUUCAAGACAUCAUUGGCAACAUGGUUACAGUUACAUAUCUGUUAUUACAUCCAUUCGUCCAUUCAUUAAUUCAUCCAUUCAUUAUACUGACUGUUGCAGGUAACAGGUCUGAAAAUGGGAUCCAGGUGUAGGAUUCGGAAAGUGAGGGAUCCUUAUACAUUUUUAAUGCUGGAUAGGAAUGAGGAGGAACAUUUUUUCAAGGGACUUCAAAAAGUCUCAAAAUCGUCUCCAGUUGGGGGUGGAACUGAAACAAAGCCCAUAGGAUAAAGCAGCAUUUGUUUGACGAAGUGACUUGCAGGAGCAUAAUGUGCUGUGCGAGGAAACCUAAUUUAGUCAUUGGUUUGAAGAAAACUGUACAUCAAUUCCUUCAUUAUUAUAUGGGUUGCUUAACUCAUAUUAAAUGACUUGGUGGAUGUUCAUACAGCAUAAGAAUUAGACCUAAGUGCAGUUUACAAAAUAUGGAGGUCAGAACAACCUGGAAACCUGAAGCACUUGAACACGUUUUUUGAGAGUUGGUUUAGAACAACUUUCUUGUGGAAAAACGAUGUGGCUUGUUGUCUAAUGGCAGAUCCUUUCAUUUGCCAUCUGAGAGAAUGGGGUUCAAUCCCAACUGGCUAUACCAACAAGGACUAUUGACACCUAGGUUACACUAUGUGUAAAAUAACAAAUGCUAACAUUUCAUCAGUUUAAAUAUUCAAAGCUGCAUAAUUUGUUUUGUGGAAGUUGGGUUUGAGUGCUGGUGGUUCAUAUCCAAAUCUUCAAGAUCAAAGAUAUCUGGAUCUCUCACAACAGGAAUGUUACUGAACUGCUUUUGAACUUGUCAUUCUUCUGGGGCAUGGCCCUGCACUAUUUCAGCACCUUAAAAUGGUGGCUUUGUUUAAGAGGCAUCCACAUGAUGCCAACCUAUGAAUAGGCAAGAUUAGAGGGAGGAUUCAUUCUAACAUUUCCAUACUGGCUGCUUUUGUGUAGCAAGCACAAGAAUGAGAGUUUCAGUGAAAGCUCCAUGUCCUAUUAGUAAACUGAGGGCUUGUUAUUGCACCUAGGUAUCUAUCUGCUUACAUUUGUUUAUCUCUUUCAAUUAACUUUAAUUUACUUGAUAAUGAUUUCAAAAAUCACGAACCAUAAAUUUGACAAGAAUUCUAAAUACACACUUAUUGUCAGAGUUACUUAUCAGAAUUGGUAUUCCAAUGAUGAUCUUCUUGAAAAUAUUGAGUAUUUAUAGUAUAUACUAUACAUAGAAUUGUAAUAAUAUGUAGAGUAUUUAACUUUUCUAAACCUUGUUAUACUCUACCAUCCCAACUUUCCUAUCUUUUGAGUCAUCAAUCAUUCUUUGAUUUUCACUCACAUUGUAAUCAUGGAUGCCUAAUGCUCAUGGUUGUAGGACUGAUUUGCAAGUUUAGAAGACAGACUAAUGUGCCAUUUUGUUGUUUGAGGGAAAUAGAAAGCUUUUCCGUAAAUAUUAAGUAAACAAUCCAGUUCAAAUCUAAUGGGAACAGACUUGUAUAUACUGUAUGUAAAUUGUUGUAUAUCAAGAAAUAAAAUACAUCAUAAUUU
Hypomesus transpacificus is the source of this 4666-nucleotide messenger RNA. RefSeq lists its product as uncharacterized. Gene Ontology annotation, cellular component: connexin complex. The transcript is spliced from 9 exons. Gene Ontology annotation, biological process: cell communication. The record is from RefSeq and is a predicted model, not a curated record. The coding region runs from base 10 to 3051 and encodes 1013 amino acids. NCBI's taxonomy places the organism in Eukaryota, Metazoa, Chordata, Actinopteri, Osmeriformes, Osmeridae.